Messenger RNA from Lasiodiplodia theobromae, 1086 nucleotides. RefSeq names its product alcohol dehydrogenase. Lineage: Eukaryota; Fungi; Ascomycota; Dothideomycetes; Botryosphaeriales; Botryosphaeriaceae. Bases 1 to 1086 code for a protein of 361 amino acids. Gene Ontology annotation, molecular function: oxidoreductase activity, acting on NAD(P)H. The transcript has a single exon. The record is from RefSeq and is a predicted model, not a curated record.
AUGACCUCCCCAAACCUCGCCAUCUGGAUCUCCACCACCGCCUCCCUCGAAUCACGCCACCUUCCCGACCCCCCCGCCCCCGGCCCCUCCCAAACCCUCGUCCGCAUCGCCUUCUCCGGCCUCAACCCAGCCGACAUCAAACAUGGCCGCCAACUCGGCAUCCGCGACACGGUCGCGGGCUACGACUUCAGCGGCACCGUCGUCGGCGCCGGCCCCGGUUCGCGCUUCAGCGUCGGCGACCGCAUCGCCGGCUGCACCCCUUCCUCGCUCGGCCGCCCUCCCCACUUCGGAACCCAUCAAGACUAUGCGAUUGUGCCGGACGGCAUGGCGUGGAAGCUGCCGGACGAUGGGAGCUUGCCGCUCGAGGACGCGGCGUGCAUGGCCGUGUCGACGCGCACGGCGGCGGAUGUGGUGUUUAAUCAUUUGCGGUAUCCGCUGCCCGGCGAGUCUUCUUCUGGGGACCAAGCUCUCCCCGCGCUCCUCGUGUGGGGCGGCGCGUCGUCGCUCGGCUUCAUGGCGAUCCAGUUCGCCAAAGCCGUCGGCGUGCGGCACAUCUUCGCCACCGCGUCGGCGGCGAACCACGCGGCGCUGCGCGAGUUGGGGGCGACGCGGUGCUUCGACUACCGCGACGCGGAUGUCGUGGACAAGAUACGGGAGGCUGCUGCGGCGGAGGUGCUGGGGGGAAGGUUGACGCGGAUCUUCGACGCGGUGGGGGAUCCGGGGCAGAGGACGGGGGAGAGGGCGUUUGCGUGUGCUGGUGAGGAGGAGGGGGAGGAAGUGAUCAAGGUCUGCUCGACCAUCUAUCCUGGCGCGCUGAUGCCCCUGGCGAGUUUGGAGCUGCCGUUUUCGUUUAGCCCGCCGGGGGCGGAGGGGAAGGUCGUCACGGUGCCGCCGAGGCCGGAGGAGGCGGCGCGGGUGUUCGAGGCGUUGGAGUGGGCGGUGGGGAAUUAUGGGGGGGCGUUUAAGAUUCCGACGGUGGAGGUGGUGGAUAAGCCGGUGGGGGAGCUGGUGAGGGAGUUGGAGGAGAGGUGUGAGAAGGGGGCGAGCUUUAGGAAGGUUUGUUUUAAGCAUCCGUUUAGGGAGUGA